Carassius auratus (goldfish) is the source of this 1929-nucleotide messenger RNA. RefSeq lists its product as uncharacterized. Lineage: Eukaryota; Metazoa; Chordata; Actinopteri; Cypriniformes; Cyprinidae. The transcript is spliced from 2 exons. Bases 349 to 1470 code for a protein of 373 amino acids. The record is from RefSeq and is a predicted model, not a curated record. Gene Ontology annotation, molecular function: nucleic acid binding; zinc ion binding.
AGAGAAUCAGGAGACUAGCGGUAAGUGAGUGGUUUGGGCAAAAAUUAUCAUCACCUGUUUCUCGUUCUAGUAAUUGGCGUGGAGAGAGUAUAAAACGCCGGGAGAAACGGAUGCAAGCGAGAGAGAGACGGACUGCUGACCCGAACCGGAAGGAGUGAACCGGAAGUUUGACGGAGUGUCAGAAUAAGAGUCCCCGUUUGGGUGGUUGUGAUUUUCUUUGUUCUUUGUUUAGUUUUGGGUCAAAUAAAUACGUCAAGCAGUCCAGCCGACCCCUUUGUCCUCUUCCUUGCCACACGAACUCACUACACUGGUGGCGAAACCCGGGAAGGAAGAAGGACCGCCGCCACCAUGCAAAGCCCGUCCUCCACGCCGCUUGCGGAUAUCAUCGCUUCCCUCGCGGUCCUGCACCAAGAACAACAUCAGGCCCUGCUGGACCUGAGGACCGAUCAGGAGAGACGAUUCCAGGCCAUCGUUCAGGCCCAGCAGGAGGACCGCGAGAGGUUCCGGAGCUGGAUGGAUCGGGAGGUUCGCGCCGAGGCCGCCGGGCCGCCCGCCGCCCCCAUGCACCUGCCGCUUCACAAGAUGGGGGCCCAGGACGAUCCGGAGGCCUUCCUGGAGCUCUUCGAAAAGUCGGCGGAGGCCUGCGGGUGGCCCCGCGAGCAGUGGCCGGUACGCCUAAUACCCCUGCUCUCCGGUGAGGCCCAGGUGGCCGCGCAACAACUUCCGGUGGCGAACCUCCUGGUCUUUGACGACCUCAAGAGGGCCAUUAUCCAGCGGGUCGGCCGGUCGCCAGAGCAACAUCGCCAGCGCUUCCGGUCCCUGGAUUUGGGCGAGGCCGGCCGGCCCUUCGCGAUGGCCCAACAGCUCCGGGACUCCUGCCGCAAGUGGCUACUGGCCGAGGGAAGUGACGUGGAGCAUGUCGUCGACCUGGUGGUGCUGGAGCAGUUCAUCGCUCGGCUUCCCAAGAAGACGGCCGAGUGGGUCCAGUGCCACCGCCCCACGUCGCUGGACUCGGCCAUCCAUCUGGCGGAGGACCACAUGGUGGCGUGCCCAGGGGUCGGCGCACCCCCACCUGCUAACUCUCUCUCUCCUUCUCUCUCUCCCCCCUCUCUCUCUCGCCCUGUCCCUCUCCCUAGGUCCCGUCCACCCGGCCCUCCUCGUGUCCCGCCCCGGGGGCGGGACAGGAUCGACCAUGGACACUUCGGGAGCCCAAGGGCCCCGCCCAGGGGGGCAGGGAUUGUGCCUGCUGGGGGGGACAGUGCUUCCUUUUCUCCACUCUCUCCGCGCCAAUUCUCCAAUCCACUCCCUGCCACUGGGGCGGCGGGUAGGUCUGGGCUGGCCUGUUGGCGUUGCGGGGACCCGGAGCAUUUCGUGGACAGGUGUCCAGCGAUGGAGGUGGGGACAAUGAUCCGGGUCCCGGAUGUCCCACAGGUCACCCCCGGUCAGGCUGGCGAGUACCAAAUACCCUAAUUGGCGUGGAGAGAGUAUAAAACGCCGGGAGAAACGGAUGCAAGCGAGAGAGAGACGGACUGCUGACCCGAACCGGAAGGAGUGAACCGGAAGUUUGACGGAGUGUCAGAAUAAGAGUCCCCGUUUGGGUGGUUGUGAUUUUCUUUGUUCUUUGUUUAGUUUUGGGUCAAAUAAAUACGUCAAGCAGUCCAGCCGACCCCUUUGUCCUCUUCCUUGCCACACGAACUCACUACAGAUACCAUUUAUUUCCUUGCACUGUGCAACUGAAAUCAGCAUUCAAUUGGCAAACUUUGGGCUUGACCUUUUAAUUCAGAAGGAUUGUAAUGCAACAUAGAUGACAUAUCUGUUGUUGGCUGUGUUUGGAAAAGAUUGUAUAAGGAAUAACUGAAGACAGACUGUUGAAUAACUACACAAAAUAAUACUUGCUUGGUCAAUGUCAUUGUGGGUUUUGGUUCUUUU